GAAUGUGGCGCCUGAAUGGAACUGCUGCACCAUUUAAGGUGGAACGGGAAAAUUCGAACAAGUCGCUGGCGAAUAGGAAGCCGAGCUCAGCCCCGUCAGAGCGGGGGAGCCUGCCUGUAGUCCGUGAGCCACUCAGUGGUUAACCUAGCCAGGCUUACUCGGGAGUCCGAGAUUGAUUUGUACGUGUGGGGGCGAUGAGACGUGUCCACCAGCUGCUGUAACCUAGUGGCCAGCUUAGAGAGCGACUUUCACCACAGCAGAACGGCUUUCUGGAGUGUUUUGCUGGUUGGUCAAACUGGGAAAGCCGGGCUCGGGCACCCAGCGCUGCCCGGGUUGAUCCCUGUGGGAUAACGCUAAGUUAACUGUAACUCACAUGUAGCGUUAGUUGUGAACCGGGAUGGUAGGUUAGGCAGCUAGAGGCUAAAAGUCGCGGUGGAGGAUUUUCCAGCUUUUCCAAACUUCCCAAGUCGGAUUUGAUGUGUUUAUUCGCCGUGGGAAAAGCGGAAAAUCUCCGCUUCUUCUGAUGGGAGACUUUCAGGAACUGAGGGAAAGUUUUUAACGGUCGUUAGCCUCGUUAGCAUCCGCGGCGACCGGGUUAUUUAUUCACUCGUGUUUAUUUUUUCUUUCAUUAACGUUUCCUCUCGGGCGACUGGAUUAGAGGAACGCUAAAAGCCCACAGCUGCUGUUUCCCCUCUUGUGGAGGGAUAUCCGCGGGGUAGUUCUGUGUGUCGAGCCCUGCCACGAUGGCAGGCGGCGUCGGCGGCGGCGCGUCCCCGCUGGGAUCGGCGGCUCCUCCGCUGUGGUAUCACCGGGAUUUGAGUCGCGCUGCGGCCGAGGAGCUGCUCGCCAGAGCCGGGAGAGACGGCAGCUUUCUGGUGCGGGACAGCGAGAGCGUUAACGGGGCCUAUGCCCUCUGCGUGCUAUUUCAGAAGCAUGUUCACACAUACAGGAUUCUACCAGAUGAGGAGAAUUUUCUGGCAGUGCAGACCUCUCAGGGUGUGCAGCCAAAGAGGUUUAAGACUCUUCCAGAGCUGAUCCAGCUGUACCUUCAGCCCAACCAGGGGCUCGUCACCACUCUGCUGCUGCCUGUGGAGAGAGAGGAGAGUGCCGAGGAGAGAGACUACUCAGAUGGAGAGGAUGAUAAACCCCCCCUUCCCCCUCGUACAGGCUCCGGUGGCCUCUCCCUCCCCAGUACAGACACGCCUCCGGAGAGUGCUCCUGUAGGGAAUGGAUUGAGCACUAUCUCUCAUGAGUAUCUGAAGGGCAGCUAUGCUCUGGAUCUGGAGGCAGUGAAGCAGGGCGCCAGCAGCCUGCCGCACCUCAACAAGACUCUGGUGUCGUCCUGCAAGCGCCUGCACGGAGAGGUGGAUAAGGUUUUGUCUGGCCUGGAGAUCCUCUCUAAAGUCUUCGAUCAGCAGAGUGCCUCUAUGGUGUCCAGAAUGAUUCAGCAGUCUGUAAGUCAGGGUGGAGAUCAAGAGCUGGAGCAUCUGGUCACUAAACUGGCCAUUCUCAAAGACCUUCUGUCCUCCAUAGAGAAGAAGGCUCUGAAAGCUCUGCAGGAUAUGAGUGUGGCUGUUCCCUCCAUCCCCCUGUCCACACGCCACAGCAAGGCCAUUCCUGUCCAGGCUUUCGAGGUGAAGCUGGACGUGUACCUGGCCGAUCUCACUAAGAUCGGGAAGAGCCAGAAACACACACUCAGCGUGGAUGUGGAGGGAGGGAAGCUGGUGGUGAUGAAGAAGAUGAAGGACUCUCAGGAGGACUGGACCAACUUCACCCAUGAUAAGAUUCGGCAGCUGAUAAAGUCCCAGAGGAUGCCAAAUAAGCUGGGUAUCGUGUUUGAGAAGGAGAAGGACAAGAGCCAGAGGAAGGACUUCAUCUUUGCGAGCGCUAAAAAAAGGGAAGCAUUCUGCCAACUCUUGCAGCUGAUGAAGAACAAGCAUUCCAACCAAGACGAGCCUGACAUGAUCUCCGUAUUCAUAGGGACAUGGAACAUGGGCAGUGUUCCUCCUCCUAAGGCGUUAGGCUCGUGGCUUUUGUCUCGAGGUUUGGGAAAAACUCUGGAUGAGAUGACUGUCACGAUUCCUCACGACAUCUAUGUGUUCGGAGCCCAAGAGAACUCCGUCUGUGAUAAAGAGUGGGUGGAGAACCUCCGAGCUGCUCUGAAAGACUACACUGAGAUCGACUAUAAACCGGUGGCUGUGCAAACUCUGUGGAACAUAAAGAUUGUGGUUCUGGUGAAACCGGAACACGAGAACCGAAUCAGUCAUGUGGGAAUGUCCAGCGUCAAAACAGGAAUUGCCAACACUCUGGGCAACAAAGGAGCCGUGGGCGUGUCCUUCAUGUUUAAUGGGACAUCGUUUGGCUUUGUUAACUGUCACCUGACAUCUGGAAAUGAGAAAAUCCAUAGGCGGAAUCAGAACUACUUGGAUAUCCUGCGGCAGCUCUCAUUGGGCGAUAAGCAGCUGAGCUCAUUCGACAUCUCUCUGCGCUUUACACACCUGUUUUGGUUUGGAGACCUCAACUACAGACUGGAUAUGGACAUACAGGAAAUCCUAAACUACAUAAACAGGAAGGAGUUUGAGCCACUGCUGAAAGUGGACCAGCUAAAUCUGGAGAGGGAGAAGAACAAGGUCUUCCUUCGCUUCGCUGAGGAGGAGAUCACGUAUCCCCCCACCUACCGGUACGAGAGAGGCUCCCGGGACACAUACGUCUGGCAGAAGCAGAAAGCCACAGGGAUGAGGACGAACGUGCCGUCGUGGUGUGACCGAAUCCUAUGGAAAUCUUACCCAGAAACGCACAUCGUCUGCAACUCCUACGGCUGCACGGAUGAUAUUGUCACCAGUGACCACUCGCCUGUGUUCGCUACGUUUGAAGUGGGUGUCACGUCACAGUUCGUCUCCAAAAAGGGUUUGCCGAAGUCGUCAGAGCAGGCGUAUAUAGAGUUUGAGAAUAUUGAAGCCAUAGUUAAGACGGCCAGCAGAACCAAAUUUUUCAUAGAGUUCUACUCUACCUGCUUGGAAGAGUUCAAGAAGAGCUAUGAGAACGACACUCAGAGCAGUGAUAAUAUAAACUUCCUGCGUGUGGGCUGGUCUUCGAAGCAGCUCACCACUCUGAAGCCCAUCCUCUCCGAUAUAGAGUAUCUUCAGGACCAGCAUUUGCUGCUUACCGUCAAGUCUCUGGAUGGAUAUGAGUCCUACGGAGAAUGUGUGCUGGCCUUGAAGUCAAUGAUUGGGAGCACAGCGCAGCAGUUUCACACGUACCUGUCUCACCGGGGAGAAGAAACGGGGAACAUCCGCGGCUCCAUGAGAGUCCGAGUGCCCUCAGAGAGAAUGGGAACCAGAGAGAGGCUCUAUGAGUGGAUCAGUGUGGAUAAGGACGAGACUGGAGGUCCCAAAGGGAAAACUAUGCCCCCUAGAGCCGGACAUGAUUACGUCAAGCCCUCUCUGAACAGAAAGGAGCUGAGUAAAGUUUCAGAGGAGGGAGAGAGAAACGCUUCAGGACGAUCUGCGUUCACACACGGCUCCACCAAAGAAGAUAAUACACAGACGAGGUUGAAGCAGGACUCCAGCGAUGGAGACGCCUCCACUUGCAAAAACAGUUUCAACAACCCUGCCUACUACAUCCUGGAGGGCGUUCCGAACCAGUCAGCCGCCCUGGCCACAGACCUGCUCCCAGGCUCCGCUCACCCUCCUACGGCAGGGAAAUCGGGACCACCUGCUAGCGCAGCAACGAAGGGCAAGCCCCCGAGUGGAAGCUCCAUCCAGACGCGCAGACAGACAGGCGGACGGCCCGUGCGACCAAUCAGUGAGGAAAUGUCAUCCGAGGAUGAUGUAAACCCAGGGGUACAUGCUGCCGGCUCAUUGAACCGCCCGCCCCCCGACUUCCCACCCCCUCCGCUCCCCAAAGGCGCCCUUGAGUUGUCCGAUGCCUCCUUUUUCCCACCUACAAAAGAGAGCAAACCUCGACUGCACCCAGACUUGGCAGACAUCAAGAUCCCACCGCCAGCGGCCGUCACCUCCAAACCUCUCUCUUCCCCCAGCUUUGCCCCGCCCCCAGGAGGAGGUGGAGCCUUCUGCCUGGACCCUCAGCCAUCCAUAUUGAACCCAGGCCCCUCCCCUUUCAGACGAGGGGGCAGUGCUUCAGGAGUGGACGAUCAGUCGUGCUCUGUGCUGCAUUUGGCCAAGAAGCUGAGUGAGGUGGAGUAUCCAGCUGGGCAGGAGCGGGGGCCUGGAGGAGCGAUGCUGAAAGGAGGCGCCACCUCCCACCUACGAGGAAUGGGCCUGGGGGAAGCGAGCCGCACUUUCCCUCCUCGGUCCAUCCAGGAGGAAAGCAUCGCAGAGGACCUGCCAGAGGAGGGCAUGUGGCAGGGUGGCAGCAGUAGCAGCAGCCUCUCUGUGGAGUCCAGUGUUGGUGAGUGGCUGCAGAGGCUGGGGCUUGAGCGUUAUGAGGAGGGGCUGCUACGGAACGGCUGGGACGACCUCGAGUUCCUCAGUGAUAUCACAGAGGAGGACCUGGAGGAGGCGGGAGUGCUAGACCCCGCCCACAAGAAGAUCUUAUUGGCCAGCCUAAGACAACAGCAGCAGAAGUGAGCUGAGCCAAGCCCAUCUGGUCCAAACUGGACCACCCCAGUCCAAACUGUGCCUUCUCAGAAAAUCUUGCACUGCUAAUUGGAGUUGUAAGUUAUCCUUGUCCUUCAGCGGGUCGGCGGAGUCGCUGACGUUUUAAAACAGGUUAAAAAAAGAAAACAAGAAGCACUCCGUCGCUACAGGCCUCUCCUCACGUCCUGAGAAAACGCCUGCGAGGAAGAGAGACCGUCAGCGCGUGCCUGAGAACUUCACGUACACGGGCUUCAUUCACAUUCCUUGCCUUUUUCUCCGGCAGGCAGUUGGCUCAGUUAGUUUGUUAUUAGCGUUAUGUUAAUUAUUGAUAACAUGCAUGUUUUAGUCUUUUUUAAAAGGGAAGUAAGAAUAAGAAUGGAAUAAGCCAAAAUCAGUGCAGACUGGUUAGAACUAGUUUAUGAACUUUCAGAAAGUCAUUAUGUGUGUGUGAGCUUGUAUGACAGACAGUGAGUGUGUGUGUGGACACCAGGGACACUCGCGUCGUUUUAUUCAUGAUUUUUCAUCGUCUUUCCGUACAGUACUGAGUCAGAGACUACACUUCAUUUAUUUAUGUUCAUUCCCAGUCAGAUCAGCCAUCAAGUACACAUCAGUUAUUUUUCAGCACCAGGAAAAAAGCAGGUAAAUGGAAAAUUGCACAGAAGCCUCAACAAGUUUGUAUUUAGUGUGUCCGAUUUUGCCUUAAUUACAGUUUCCAUUCUUUUUCUCAGACUUGCUUUGUUUUUCAUAGAAACUAUUCUUUUCAAAGUUCAGUCUUAGAAGUUGGUUUUGCAUUUUCUGCUUCCAAGUAACCACAAACACAUUCAGUGAUGGGGCGGUCUGGCCACUGGGGUGGUCAGUCCAUCGUUCUGAGAACACUAGCAGUUUCUUUGCGUCUUCUUUUGUGUCGGUUUUCUCAGUGAGGCUCUUCUUGAUCAGCUACACAUCCUUUCAGACCCACAGCGCUGAGUCGUCUUCUCACAGUGGAAGGAUGGACAGAAACACCUGUGGAUGUUUUCAGAUCUGAUCAGCUUG
Molecule: messenger RNA, 5630 nt
Organism: Colossoma macropomum (tambaqui)
Lineage: Eukaryota; Metazoa; Chordata; Actinopteri; Characiformes; Serrasalmidae
Gene: inppl1a
Product: inositol polyphosphate phosphatase-like 1a
Exons: 27
Coding region: 744-4589 (1281 amino acids)
Biological process (GO): phosphatidylinositol dephosphorylation
Molecular function (GO): protein binding; phosphatase activity
Source: RefSeq, a predicted model, not a curated record